This is a messenger RNA of Vigna umbellata (rice bean), 1271 nucleotides long. The record is from RefSeq and is a predicted model, not a curated record. NCBI's taxonomy places the organism in Eukaryota, Viridiplantae, Streptophyta, Magnoliopsida, Fabales, Fabaceae.
UUUCUUCUAUGCUUUGCAUCAACGUAGAAGUCUGUCAGGCUUGUUACUCAGUUAAGGUCAUUAUGGGAGUUCAAUUAGAAUCUGAAACUUCUUCAAGAAUGGUGUCAUCCUUAACUGAAAUAGGUAUACUGCAUCUUGUGGAGAAAGGCGUAUAAGAGUACAUACAGCAGCAGUUCCAGUAGUUAAAGACUUGGUAGAGAUGUAUCGCUUGGCUGAUACUGGUGCAAUUUUAUCUCUGUUUAGUAGGCUGGCAAUUGAGAAAACAUUAUCCCAUAAACUUGAAGAUGCCCGGUGUGCUGUACAUUUAGGAAUUGUGAAAGGCCUCCGAGAUUAUCGAAAUAUCUAUGCUGGGCAACAGCGCUUGGUGAAUAGGAUGAUAUAUCCUGAGUCAUUAAAGUUCCUACCCAUGUAUGGUUUAGCUCUUUGUAGAUCAGCACCUCUCCGUGGUGGAUAUGGGGAUGUUUCAUUAGAUGAACGGUGUGCAGCUGGACACACAAUGAUGACCCUAACAGUAAAAAGGAUGUUGAAACUUCUCUACCCUAGUUUGCAUCGACUUGACGAAUAUCUUCUAAAUGCUGGUGAUUUGAAAAAAAUUGAUAGAAGGUUACCUUUGACUAGGGAGAGCUUGGAUUCUAGGGGCCUUUAUAUAUAUGACGAUGGCUUCCAGUUCAUUUUAUGGUUUGGUAGAGUGAUUUCACCUGACAUAGCUAAGAACUUACUUGGGUCUAACUUUGCAGCAGAGUUUUCAAAGGUUACUCUAAAUGAGAAUGAGAAUGAUACUGAAAUGUCUCGGAGGCUGAUAAAGGUACUUGAGAAGCUCAGAAGUACUGACCGUGCAUAUUACCAGUUGUGCCGCCUUGUGAGGCAAGGUGAACACCCCAGAGAAGGAUUCCUUCUUCUUUCAAACCUGUUUGAGGACCAGUUGGGUGCUAAUAAUGGAUAUGCUGAUUGGAUGAUACAGAUUUCCAGACAAGUGCAACAAACAUAAUAUAGAGGAUUGUUACGUGUAUCGUAAUUGAAGGAAUUUUUCGUUUCUUCAUUAGAAAUAAAUUGAGUUUAUGCAUGGGAUGCAUUACAAGCGUGGAUGCUUGACUAGGCUAAUUGGUCGUUAGAAGGAUGUUUCAUGGACACUGCAAGUUCGACCUGGAAUGUAUCAAUUAGGUGAACUGUAACUUAGUGAUUAGAUUCAAAGUGUUUUUCUUUCCUAGGAAUAGAAAAUAAAACUCUUUUGGAUAGGUUGCAGUUAUCUGAGGUAUAAUUUCAUUUUUUAA